CAAAAGGGAAAAGAUAUGCAUCAUGUGAAUUUGCCUUUAAAGUAUAAGAAGCAAGGUCCACCAAGUUCAAAGGCAGCAGAGAGCCAGCUGCAACAAGCUAGCAUGGGUGUAGAGAAUGUCUUCCACAUGACUGGAGGAGUUGGCCGUACUAGCUAUGCCAGAAAUUCUUCACUCCAGAAGAAGGCAUCUGAUAUGGUAAAGAACAUAACUUUAGAGGCAAUACAAGAACUUUACCUCACCACAACUCCAAAGAGCUUAGGCAUAGCUGAUUUGGGCUGUUCAUCUGGACCCAACACCUUAUCAAUCAUCAAAGAAAUCAUUGAAGCAGUUGAAGGCUUCAGUAUAAAAACAUUUCAACCAUCACCAGAGUUCAGAGUUCACCUCAAUGAUCUUCCCUCCAAUGACUUCAACUCAAUCUUCAAGGCCUUGCCAGACUUCUCCAAAGACCUCAGCGACGAAAGAAGCAAUGGGAAAUCUCCCUCUAUUUAUAUAGGAGCCUAUCCUGGCUCAUUUUAUGGAAGACUUUUUCCCAACAAUACAUUGCACUUUGUCUACUCAUCCUACAGUUUGCACUGGCUAUCUAGGGUUCCUCCAAAAAUUUACUGCAAAGAGGGGAAGUCCACAAACAAAGGAAGUGUUUACAUUUCUGAAUCAAGCCCUGUUGGAGUUUCUCAAGCUUACCUGAAGCAAUUUCAAGAGGACUUCACUUUGUUCCUUAAGUCAAGGUCCGAGGAGCUGGUUGCAGGAGGAAGAAUGGUGCUGAUCUUGUUGGGAAGGAGUGGCCCAGAUCACGUUGAUAGAGGCAAUUGUUUCCUCUGGCAGCUUCUUUCUCAGUCCAUUGCCAUUUUGGUUUCCGAGGGUGAAGUUGAGGAGGAAAAGCUUGACUCAUAUGAUGUGCAUUUCUAUGCUCCAUCGAGAGAUGAAAUAGAACAUGAAGUGAGGAAGGAGGGUUCUUUUGCAUUGGACAGGUUUGAGAUGUUUUGGCUGGAUCAGAGGCAUGGCAAGAACGAUGAGAGCUAUGGAACUAGUAUUGCAAUGACUGUGAGGGCUAUUCAAGAAUCAAUGAUUGGGCAGCAUUUUGGAGAAGGAAUCUUGGACAGUAUAUUUGAAAAUUUUAGGAGAUUGGUGGAUGAAGAAGCGGCUAAAGAAGAGAUUAAGCCCAUCACUUUUGGGAUUGUACUUAGAAAAUUAUAAUUGCCCAAGUAAUCUGAUCCCACUGUGAUAUUUGUGGUUUUGACUUCUGAUUUGGAAUGAUAAAGCAGCGAAAAUUCUAGUUCUUGAA
Malus domestica (apple) is the source of this 1282-nucleotide messenger RNA. RefSeq names its product probable methyltransferase TCM_000336. The record is from RefSeq and is a predicted model, not a curated record. NCBI's taxonomy places the organism in Eukaryota, Viridiplantae, Streptophyta, Magnoliopsida, Rosales, Rosaceae. Gene Ontology annotation, biological process: methylation. Gene Ontology annotation, molecular function: S-adenosylmethionine-dependent methyltransferase activity.